Trypanosoma grayi is the source of this 351-nucleotide messenger RNA. Its product is annotated as putative dynein light chain 2B, cytoplasmic. Bases 1 to 351 code for a protein of 116 amino acids. Gene Ontology annotation, cellular component: cytoplasm; cytoplasmic dynein complex. The record is from RefSeq and is a predicted model, not a curated record. Gene Ontology annotation, molecular function: dynein intermediate chain binding. Gene Ontology annotation, biological process: microtubule-based movement. The transcript has a single exon. NCBI's taxonomy places the organism in Eukaryota, Euglenozoa, Kinetoplastea, Trypanosomatida, Trypanosomatidae.
AUGGCGGUUGCUGGUGGUGGCGAUAUUGAGGAGCUCGUGAAGCAGAUCACAAGCCACCCUGGCGUGCAGGGGAUGAUCAUCGUGAACACAGACGGUAUUCCCAUUCGCCACACCUUUCAGGAGCACUCUCGGCUCCUUGCGGUGCAGUACAGCGCGCUGUUUCAGAGUCUGGCCAUGAAGGCCCGGAGCACGGUGAUGGAACUAGACAACAACAAUGACCUUCUUUUUCUCCGUGUUCGGUCUAACAAGCACGAGGUACUUGUGGCACCCGACACAAAGUACCUAUUGAUCGUUAUUCAGCAGGUAGAGAAAGCCGGAGAGGCGCCGAUUGAUCAGGGACGGAAGGCAUAG